GCCACCUUAUCCGUAGCACUAUGUGUUUCUGUGUGAGAGAAGCCGACUCUUGUUUACAGCAGCGAUUCAACGGAGCAGCGGAGACCCACAGCCUGCUUUAACCGAGGGCGAACUGCAGGAUUUCAGCCUCUGGAUACAACGCGCAACGGGAGUUACGUUUUUUUUCGCUUUCUCUCCUGUGCGCGGAUAAAUGGCAAAACGAGAAAACACUCUCAAAGGGCAACUCCUUGGACAUAUUCUCCCUCCCACCCCAGCCGAGGUCGUCUAGCUGGAGAGCUGGAGACCCAUUCUCUUGCGUGGCACAAGUCUGGUAUUUUCUUUCAGCUGCAAAUCCCGACUGACGGCAGAGAUAAGUCCUAGCCGAGGAGCUGGAAAUUGGUUAAAAAAAACGAGACGACUUCUCGUUGCGAGGCACGGCUGCUUGGUGGGGAUCGAGAGCCUGUGCUGGCUGAAUGGCAUAGGCAAAAAAAAGGUUUUUCAUUCAUUUUUCAACCUCGCAGCCACCACCCCUGUGGAUCUGGACGUGUUUUCUGCCCCCACCCCACCUUCUCCUCCUCGUACACAGUCAUUCACACACGGGGGAUUGUUGUGAGCGACACUGGUGUUAAUUUAUUACCGUGGUAAAAGCUCCCAGUAAUAACAUUUAGCCUCAUAUAUAUUCUUUUUUGUGUUGCUGAUUUUAACCAGGCCUGAUCGCACUGUGCGCGCACUGCCGUUUUCCAAGAGAUGGAGAAUGAAGAUGGGGAUUACCAUCAUUUAUCCAGUAAAAUCACUGGCUUGUGUGCCAUACCAGCCAACGUCCAAGUACCCUGUGACUGGCAAAAAUAGCAGACUGUUUUAAGAAUAUCUCCCCCCAAAGGAAUUCCCUCUUCUCAUCAUUUUUACACCUUUUUAUUCAUAUUUUUUCAAAGGAGCAAACGCAGGCACAGGAUCGACCACGCAUUUGCAGGCUGCCUAGUGGUAGCCUUGUGGGCUACAGACACAUUUAUUAUCAUUUUUAAAAACUUUUCUUCACGUGAAGGCUGUCUCUUCUUCACCUACGGAGCUGAUGUGUACAAGCUGAUAAUUUUUAUUUUGUCACUGCUUUUUUUUUUUUUUAAUUGUUUGGAGGUGAAAAUUAUGUUCAGGAACGUGAGAUCAGAAAUACCGAUGGGUAGCCCGACCUUGAUUUGGGGUUUGAUGCUGACUGUCUCCACUAUCUGCAUAUGGUCCACAUAUGGAGAGAUCUGUGGUCCGAGCUUCGACAUCCGAAAUGACAUCAGUGAAUUCAAGCGGCUUGAAAACUGCACGGUGGUGGAGGGCUACCUGCAGAUCCUGCUCAUCACCGACAAGACCAACAACAUCCAUCAGGAGGUCUUCCGCUCCCUCAGCUUCCCGAAGCUGAUGGUCAUCACCGACUACCUGCUGCUGUUUCGUGUUUCAGGCCUGGAUAGCCUCAGCAUGCUCUUCCCCAACCUGAGCGUCAUCCGCGGGCGCAACCUCUUCUACAACUACGCCCUGGUGAUCUACGAGAUGACCAGCCUGAAGGACAUUGGCCUGUACAACCUGAGGAACAUCACCCGAGGGGCCAUGCGGAUCGAGAAGAACCCCGAGCUCUGCUACCUGGACUCGGUGGACUGGUCUCUUAUUAUGGAUGCUGGGUUCAACAACGUUAUCAGUGGGAACAAGAAGGCGAAGGAGUGCGACAAUGUCUGCCCCGGCAUCAUGGAGGAUAACCCUAUUUGUCAGAGGACGUCCUUCAAUGACAACAACGACUAUCGCUGCUGGACCUCCAACCAGUGCCAGAAAGUAUGCCCACCACACUGCAAACUUGCCUGCACAGACAAGGGAGAGUGUUGCCACAGCCAGUGUCUCGGUGGCUGCACCGAACCCCACAACGACAUGGCCUGCUCCGCCUGCCUCCACUACUACCACGAGGGUCGCUGCGUGCCGGACUGUCCUCCCGACACUUACAAGUUUGAAGGUUGGCGCUGCAUCACCAUGGACCUGUGCUCUCAAGUGCACCUGCCCAGCGACACUCACUUCGUCAUCCACGGCGGAGAAUGUAUGCCCGACUGUCCCUCCGGCUUCACACGCAAUGAGACCAAUCGAAUGCUGUGCAGUGCUUGCAAUGGCCUUUGUGAUAAGGUCUGCUCGUCCCCUGUCAUCGACUCUGUGGAUGCCGCUCAGUCCCUGAGGGACUGCACUGUCAUUGAAGGCAAUCUGGACAUCAACAUUCGCCGUGGAAAUAAUAUAGCUUCUGAGCUGGAGAGCUUCAUGGGAUUGAUCCAGACAGUGACGGGCUAUGUGAAGAUUCGACACUCCCACGCACUUGGCUCGCUGUCCUUCCUCAAGAGCCUGCGUUACAUCAAUGGGCAGGAACUCAUCGACAACAUGUAUUCGUUCUCUGCCAUCAACAACCAGCAUCUGCAGUCCUUAUGGGAUUGGAGUCAACACAACCUGACCAUUCGGGCCGGGCGUCUCUUCUUCCGUAGAAACCCUAAACUCUGCAUGUCCGAGAUCCACACGAUGUGGGAGAAGACGGGCAUCACUGUGAAGCCAGAGGAGGGCGAUUUCCGUAACAACGGUGAAAGAGCCAGCUGUGAAAGUCAUAUCUUGAAGUUCAAAUCUAACGUCACGUCAAGUCAUACUAUCAGGAUAUCAUGGGAACGCUACCAGCCGCCAGACUACGGACACCUUAUCAGCUUCAUUGUCUACUACAAGGAGUCCCCUUUCCAGAACAUCACUGAGUUUGAUGGGCAGGAUGGCUGCGGCUCAGACAGCUGGCACAUGGUGGAUGUUGAUCUUCCUCAAGAGAAAAAUACUUAUCCAAAAGUCAGUCUUCAGCAGCUGAAGCCCUGGACCCAAUAUGCUAUUUUUGUGAAGGCUAUUACCUUACAGGUGGAGGACAAGCACAUUACUGGUGCAAAGAGUGAUAUUAUUUACAUUCGCACACGUCCGUCAUUGCCGUCUGUGCCGAAAGAUGCCCGUGCGUUUGCCAACUCCUCAACCAAACUGGUGGUGAAGUGGUCGCCUCCGGUCUUUCCCAACGGCAACCUGACCUACUACCUGGUCCGCUGGCAGCAGCAGCCCGAGGACAGGGAGCUCUACCAACACAACUACUGCUCCAAAGAGCUGAAGAUCCCGAUCCGGAUCCCGGCGUCAGGACUCUCAGACAUGGAAGACAGCACCAAGCCCACCAAGUCAGACCUGGCAGGUGCAGAGAAAGGUCCAUGCUGUGCUUGCCAGAAAACGCCCGAGGAGAAGGACCGGGAGAAGGAUGAACGCAUCUUCUUUAAAGUUUUUGAGAACUUCCUCCACAAUGCCAUCUUUCUGCCAAGACCUCCGGACCGUCGACGCAGAGAUGUUUUUAGUGUUGCGAACAACACCCUGUUUCCUGACGGUGGCAGAGGGAAUACCAGCCUUGGCCCAGGGGAUAACAGCACAGAUGGCGUUCCUCCUGUCAGAGAGUACCCCUUCUUGGAGGACAAGAGCCCAGCAGAAUUUUUAGAGAUCGGCAAUCUGCGGCCCUUCACCGUCUACCGUAUCGACAUUCACGCCUGCAAUGAGGAGGUGGGGCACUGCAGUGCUGGAGCCUUCGUCUUCUCCAGAACCAAACCUGCAGUCAAAGCAGAUGACAUCCCUGGAAAAGUGAUCUCUGAGAGGAGUGACAAGAUUCAAGGGUGUGUGGUGCUGCACUGGCCGGAACCCGUCAUGCCCAACGGACUCAUCCUGAUGUAUGAGAUCAAGUAUCGUUUGGGGAAUGAGCCUGAGAAGCACGGGUGUGUGUCUCGACAUCAGUACCGUGAGUACAAAGGAGCUCGGCUGACCAACCUGGGCUCUGGGAACUACUCUGCUCGUGUUCGUGCCACUUCUCUAGCGGGAAACGGCUCCUGGACAGACAGUGUGUUCUUCUACGUGCCGCCACCUAACCGAGAUGAUGGUGUUACAUUCUACCUGGUCAUCAUAAUUCCCAUCAUCGUGAUACUUUUCGUCGCCAGCCUCACCACCAUUCUCUUCUUUGUGAACAAGAAAAGGAAUAGCGACAGACUGGGGAAUGGAGUCCUUUAUGCAUCUGUCAAUCCGGAGUACAUCAGUGCUGCUGAGAUGUACGUCCCAGAUGAGUGGGAGGUGGCCAGGGAGAAGAUCACUAUGCACAGGGAGCUGGGCCAGGGCUCCUUCGGCAUGGUGUACGAAGGCAUCGCAAAGGGAGUGGUCAAGGAUGAACCUGAGACACGAGUGGCCAUCAAGACGGUCAACGAGUCGGCCAGCAUGAGGGAGCGGAUUGAGUUUUUGAAUGAGGCUUCGGUCAUGAAGGAGUUCAACUGUCACCAUGUGGUGCGGCUGCUGGGCGUGGUCUCUCAGGGACAGCCAACCUUGGUGAUUAUGGAGCUGAUGACCCGCGGAGAUCUUAAGAGCCACCUGCGCUCUCUGCGCAAAGAAAACUCCACCACCCAAGUCCUACCCCCACUCAAAAAGAUGAUCCAGAUGGCAGGGGAGAUCGCCGAUGGUAUGGCGUACCUGAAUGCCAACAAAUUUGUGCACAGAGAUCUGGCUGCCAGGAACUGCAUGGUAGCGGAGGACUUCACUGUGAAGAUUGGAGAUUUUGGCAUGACCAGAGAUAUUUAUGAGACGGAUUACUACCGAAAAGGAGGGAAGGGCCUGCUGCCUGUCCGCUGGAUGUCUCCUGAGUCACUGAAAGAUGGCGUGUUCACUACAAUGUCUGAUGUCUGGUCAUUUGGUGUCGUGUUGUGGGAGAUCGCCACCUUAGCAGAACAGCCUUACCAGGGCAUGUCCAACGAACAAGUGCUGCGCUUUGUCAUGGAGGGAGGACUCUUGGACAAACCUGACAACUGCCCUGACAUGCUGUUCGAGCUGAUGAGGAUGUGCUGGCAGUAUAACCCCAAAAUGCGUCCGUCCUUCCUGGAGAUCAUCAGCAGCAUCAAAGACGAACUGGAUCCUCCCUUCAGGGAAAUGAGCUUCUUCUACAGCGAGGAGAACAAGCCGCCGGACACCGAGGAGCUGGACAUGGAGGUAGAAAACAUGGAGAACAUUCCACUGGACCCUGCAUCAACAAGGCAGCCGUCUGCUGCCGUCGUCGUUUCUUCGUCUGGGUGCACAGGAGGAACGCCGCCUCCUUCUACCCAGCAGUUAUCCCCAAUGCAAGGUCCGAGUACUCCAUUACUGGGACCCGUGUCACACUCCCCGCCGGGCCCAGUAGCCUCAGCCAUGGGGUCUCCAGGACAAGUCUUGGACAAGCACUCAGGACAUGUUUCGGCCAACGGGCCUGUGGUGGUGCUACGGCCCAACUUUGACGAGAUACAACCCUAUGCACACAUGAACGGGGGCAGAAAGAACGAACGGGCGUUACCACUGCCCCAGUCGUCGGCCUGCUGAUAUCAGACCAGCCCCUCCUCUUCCUCUUACACAGGGUAACACAAACCUCUCCUCUAUCUCCUACGGAGGGAUAGAUGAGGUAAGGAAUUACUUUCUUCUACUGUGUGCCAGUAGACGGUCUCUCCACUCCUUUAAGGUCAAAUGCAAACUCUAAAAAAACUGAAAAAGAGCACAGAAACCUGCUAAAGCAUUUGGAGUUUGGUGGCUCAGACUCAACACUGGGGAACUCCUUCCUGCGCAGCCUGUAUUUCAGUCUUUGUUACAUACACGUCCUUCAAGAAGGAAUACAAUACAGGCAUGUAUCCUGACUUACAGAUUUACACAUGAACUUCAAGAAAAUCUUUGUUUUUAGCAUAUCUGCCAGCAAAACCAACAGAAGAGCACUUUUUCCUGAUGAUUUCAGAGAGGAUGUGAUGGAUAUUUGAGUGUGUAUUUAUACAAACACAUGAUUCUCUCCAUAAUAUGGUAUAGCUUCAUUUCUAAAAUUACUUUCUUUCCAUGAGCAGACUUGCUCAUGUUGUGUGAGGAUGCCUCAAUUAGAAAGUUUGGACUAAGAUCAUUAUUUCAUUUUACUUCUAAUUUUUCUACCGGAUUCCAUCAGGAAUGGGUCAAAGUGGUAGAGGAGGGCCUGUUUUGUAUCUGCCAAAAUUUUGCCAAAUCAAGCUUUUUCUUCAGUUUCAUACAGGUGUCCCUUCUUAAAGGAGGCUGUGAUUCAGAGCUUAGAUAAGUCUGUCCGGCAAUGACACCCAAACUGUUUGGUGGUUUCCAGACUGCAUCCAUCUGUAGUACUAGCUGCUCCUAGAGCAGCUGUGAGUGUUGGAGGAGUUAUAAACAAGGCCGAACACAGUGACUGCAGAUGUGCUGCCUUCACAUCUGCAGUUUUAUAUGCAGCGUCUGCCACGGAGGUUGAAUAAAUCUAGCAAACCUUAAAGUAAACCAACACAAGACUUCUUUUAAGUGGAUUCUGUACAGAGAAGCCAGCUUUAAAGCAGGGCUGGCUACAUUUUAUUCAGGUUUUGAAAUGUGAUCAAAGGUCAAUAUUUUUUCAAUUAACUGACACAAUAGCAGUUGAAUUCUGAAUAAGUUUAUAAUAACCAGCAUGUGUGGAAUAAUAAGUAACCAUUAGACAGAAGACACACUAAAGAAAUGACAAGACUUUUUAAAUCUAUAUCUUUUUCACAGGGCUGCACAGUGGGCUAGUGGUUAGCACUUUCGCCUUGCAGCAAGAAGAUCCCCGGUUCAAAUCCUUGGGUGGGCCUGGGAUCUUUCUGCAUGGAGUUUGCAUGUUCUUCCUGUGCAUGUGUGGGUUUUCUUCGGGCACUCCGGCUUCCUCCCACAGUCCAAAAAUAUGCUGAGGUGAAUUGAUUAUUCUAAAUUGUCCGUAGGUGUGAAUGUGAGUGUGAUUGUUUGUCUGUAUAUGUAGCCCUGAGACAGACUGGCGACCUGUCCAGGGUUUCCCCUGCCUUCGCCCGAGUCAGCUGGGAUACGCUCCAGCACCCCCGCGACCCUAGUGAGGAUGAAGCGGUGUAUAGAGAAUGGAUGGAUGGAUCACAUGGCAUUGCAUUUCUUUAAUAAUUGGUUAUGUCUUUAAAACUACCCCGAUUUCUCUGGUUUAAGCUCAGAUCUGAGGAUUUGCUGGACAAAACUAGGAAUUUAAAAAUGCCACUUUGGGCAUUCUUCACUAUUUUGUGACCACUUGCAUACUAAACAACAAUAAAAAAAGGUAAUUAAAUAAAAAUGACAACAGUCAAUUACUGCAGCCCUGUUGCUGGAGACGUCAUCUCAAACUAACAAGUUUCACCAAACAACAUCUUCUCAGAUCUGGACAUGAAAAAACUUGCCCUUUCAUCACCAUCUUUCAGACAUCUGAGGGAAGAACACAUGUUAAUCGAGUCAGCAAACUCUGAAUCACAGCCUCACUGUCUUUGUUUUAGUUGAAAUAAAUAGUAAAACAAAAAAAAUCAAAGCAUCAGAAGUCUCACACUGCAAAUCACUGAACUUCAUAGUCUAGGGUUACGACUCUGCCUCCACUUCGAUUUCUUCAGACCUUUCUCUGACAUCUUUUCGUGUGUAUUUCACGUGGGAGGUGAACACGGUUCGCCGAUAAUGCUGUUUAAAUUAAAUGCCACCAAAUACUCCACAACAAACCUGAGACGUAAAAGCGAGAAGCUGUUGGAUCAGAUUUUCGUAGCCCAGUGACAACUUUGAAGUCACGGGAGGUCUCUUUUAGAAUAGUCCUUCGUUUCUCUACAUUUCAAACACAUAUAAAGGUCUUACAGUUGUAUUUUUGACUGCAGGAUCGUUUUUAUACACAUCAUUGGUUUUGUCACUUUUUUAAACCUUUUUACGGUUCAAAAUGUUUGCCUCUAUGUCUGUACAGAACAAAGCUGCUAUUUUAUUCUUUUUCUCUUUUGGAUGUUAUAUAUAUAUAAAGAAAUCCUUCAGGUUUGGUAUUUUACGGUCUCCACUACAGUCCAUUUCUAAUCUCCUCCAACUCUGUUUAAGAAGUAAAACAACAAAAACUUACCCCAAAAGGUUUUCUGUAACACUACAUUUUGUUCAUUGCCUUUUAUUUUUAUGAAAUGUUUCCUUCUUUAUGUGUUUUGUGGAUGUCUAUAUUAUUAUUAUUAUUAUUAUUAUUAUUAAUAUUAUUAUUAUUAUUUGGAUUGGACACCUUAGCUCGAUGUGUGAGCGUGUACUUUCUGCACCCUUUUUGUACUUGUUGUCUAGCACUGCGCCUAGCAUUGCCCUCUAGGUGCGACUCAAUCUCAGGUCAAAGUAAAGGCUUUGCUUUCUCCACACAUUCUCAUAAUCAUCCUGUACUUGUCUCACCGUGUACCCCUUCUUUUCCCGCCCCCAUCACAUUUUGUCAAGUCGAAUAGUGCCCUCUCUGCUUCCUCUCUGGUCCCCUACUGACCUUAACAGCAGACUGCUUCCCCUGGUGCCUCCUUUCAAAGUCAGGAUUAGUUCCAGAAUACAAGAUAUUUAACUUUAAACCAGAUCUGGUAUUUUAACCCAUCCAUUUUCUUGCCUGUUCUUAAAUAAAUAGGGCUAAUUGGGUCGUCUUGUUUGCCUUAAUUAUGCCAGCCAUCUUUUAACCAUUAAAAAUCUUUUUUUUGUUUUGUUUACCCCCCCCCCCCCCCCCAACACUCUCAAGCACAAUUCAAUGCCACUUCUGCUAAUGUCACUUCUUUAAACACCGUAAUGUUUGUCUUCACAAUCACUGCUUCAGAAAAACCAAAUAAAGGAUGGGUUAAAGUCCAGGGAAGGGAACACAUUUCAAUGUCGUGAAUGGAAAAGGUCUUAAAAAUGGCUGAAUAGUGAAAGUGUUUUGAAGGAUUUCUCCUCAUGUUACCUGGUGAUUUAUUUUUUUCUUUGAAGUUUUUUUCUUCUUCUUCUCCUGUAGGAGUGUUAUUUAUUUAUUUUUUUUAUUUUCCUUUUGUGAUAUCAGUUUAAAUCCCUGUAUAAAUGCCCCAUGAUUCAGUAUAAAGUUGGACUUUUUUUGUAUGAAUUUUCUUUUGUGUCAUGACUGGGGGACUUAAAAAAAAAAAAGUUCUUUUAUUUUUCCCUUCAAGCACAUAUCUACCUCACUCUUUUUAAAUAUAUGUAUGCGUAUGGAAAAAACACAAACAAAUACAUCUCACUCUUUCUCAUCAGUUUUUACAGAAACCUCACCUGGAUAAGAACCCACAGGGAUCUAGAUAAACCUCACAAAGCGGACUAGGAUGGGAGAUGGAAUGGACAUGUUGUAGGUUUAGCCCCAAAAAUUUCUGACCCACAAGUUUUACAGAAAAUGACUUCAUACAUCUGAGACUACAAAGGAGCAGACCAUGUGUUGAUGAACAUUAAUAACAGCCUUCAGUGCAGUUUGGUUUCGAUCUCUGGAGAAUCAGCAUUGGGUAUUUAUGUGAGAAAAUAUUCCACAAUUAUAUAAACUAUUAGAAGAUAGUUAACCGUAUUAUAAGGCUUAAAACAGGUGUAGUAGAAUAUCUGAUAAGAAAGGAGGCCUGGACUCAACAUCCGACAUUCCAUCUCCACUGACUCCCAGUAUAAUGUCACAACCUCAAAUCCUCAAAAGAAUAAAAACCUUAAUUUUCUCAUCUAAAAAGCAUUUAUAUAGAAGUCUAAAAAAAAAGAUAAAUGGGAAUUAUUUUAAAAGGGAAAUGUUUUAAUCACCUCCAAGAAAAAAAAAACAUUAUUUACCCGCAGCCUGUAGUGCUGCAAAAAUACAUUGCAACCUUACAUUUCACAACUUAAGAUUAUUCCAAACAAACAGAUGGCAUUUAAUUUUUCAGUGCAUCCAGUUAUGUGUGUGGAUCAGUACUGUGAAUGUAACACAGGCAAUUCUGUACUUUCUACACACAACCGUCAUGGAGAAUGCAGCAACUUCACUUCCUACAUGUUUCUAAAUUCAGUAGAAACUCGUAUACGGAGCAUUUCAAUGCUGGAAGCAACCCAGCAGAAGUCACUAUAAUUAUUUGAUUUGAUCAUUUUUACCCCAUAAACUCGUUGUGGUUGUGUGAAUGUCAUCAUUUCCCCUGUCCGAGUCUACCUGCUGAAUGCCAUGAUGUUCUGGCUCGAGUGUUUAUUUCCACUUUUGACGGUGUGAAUCUCUUAAAGACCAUUUUCAGGCGUUUUGAUCUUUCACAAGUAAAUAUCGACGCGCCUUUUUUUGGCCUGUUGUACUGCUACUUAUAAUAAUGCUGCUGGUUCAGUCACCUCAGUGGAUCUUAUGUAUUGUCACCAAAAAUUGUUGAGCGUACAAGGUGACAAAGUAGCUUUUACAUCUCAAAGCUUCUCAUAAAACCUCAGUUCUACUCUUUAAUCGAAGUGGCUGCAUGGAGAGUGCAAGAGCCGGUGGGCUUGGAGCAUAAAAUCAUCCGAAACUUUGUGGUGAAAUGAAUAUCCAAAAGCAAUAAAAAAAAAAAUGGAAUUCUGAACAGGCCACCGGGCAACUUUGAAUGUGAAAUUCAGGUGCUCAAUCUAAAUCAUUGUAUCUGUGCGUAAUUUAAAGUAGAAAAGAGUGAAAUCUUUCGGUUACAAAGUAGUCCGAUUGCUGCUGAAUAUAACAUUGGUACACAAAUCACCACUGACAAACAAGCAAACAGCUUGAGUAGUUACAUAACAUAUCUGUGCAUUUAUGUUGUUUUUUUUUUUCCAGUUUGGAUGUAUCAUGAUAUAUUUCAGCUUUUCACUUCUGAGAGUAGAUAUUGACCUUUUGUGAGGUGAACUACUAGUUACCAUUAGAUCACAAACCUGUCAAAACUACAGCAUUUACGACAAACACAUGGACAUACAGUGUAUAGGACAGGGAUGUUGCGUAGAUUACGGGUAGUCAUGAUAAAGAGUAAACAACAUGAUUAGAUAAAAAGACGAUAGUUUACAGCUUCACACUAGUUGCUUUUCUACAUUACCUUAGACUUCCAGCAUAAAUAUAUACAGUAACUUACUUUUUGAAAAAACAGUCGGUUUAGUCAUCUUCAGCAUUUUAAUUCUUCAGAAUGUUCUUCAUGCAAAUGUCAGGUUUAUGGAGGAUGCGUCAAUGCAUUCAAACUGCAAUAAUAGUUUGAGGUUUAUCAUUAUCAUGCCUCUGUUUUUGUGAUUUGCAUUCCUAUACCUUCUGAGGGGGCCUUGGUCUACUGCUAUUAUUUUAUUAUAAUGCUUUCACAAAUCUGUGUGUUCAUUACUUGAUUGGGGAAACAAAUAAUCAAAAAAUAAUAAUAAUUUCACUAGACUGUCUUCUUUCAAGCUCUGUAUCUGAGGCCUCAAAGUUUUUUCACACCUAUAGCUGAGAUGGUGUAUUUUUUUUGACAUGCCGUCUCCAAAUGUGUAUCUGAGAAUUUCUUGUAAUUUCUUUUUUUCUGAAAUUUUGAAUAAAUAAAUGAGAACUAUAA
Messenger RNA from Acanthochromis polyacanthus (spiny chromis), 11270 nucleotides. RefSeq names its product insulin-like growth factor 1a receptor (gene igf1ra). The record is from RefSeq and is a predicted model, not a curated record. Gene Ontology annotation, cellular component: axon; insulin receptor complex; membrane. Gene Ontology annotation, molecular function: insulin receptor substrate binding; insulin receptor activity; ATP binding. The transcript is spliced from 21 exons. Gene Ontology annotation, biological process: positive regulation of kinase activity; regulation of JNK cascade; multicellular organism development. The coding region runs from base 1120 to 5376 and encodes 1418 amino acids. Lineage: Eukaryota; Metazoa; Chordata; Actinopteri; Pomacentridae.